Athalia rosae (coleseed sawfly) is the source of this 4403-nucleotide messenger RNA. RefSeq lists its product as uncharacterized. Lineage: Eukaryota; Metazoa; Arthropoda; Insecta; Hymenoptera; Athaliidae. The record is from RefSeq and is a predicted model, not a curated record. The transcript is spliced from 2 exons. The coding region runs from base 1 to 4392 and encodes 1463 amino acids. Gene Ontology annotation, molecular function: zinc ion binding; nucleic acid binding.
AUGGGACCCCCAACGACACGUAGUGGCGCGACAUUCACCGCGGAACAAUUAGAAGCGCUUCAGGCACAAAUAACAGAAAGACAACGAGCCAUAGAAGAUAGGGAGACAAACGUUAUAGACAUAGAAAACAGAAUAAAAGAGAAAGAAAAGAGACUAGAAAUAGAACAAGAACAAAGAAUGGAGUUAGCACGCGAAAAUGAGAAACUACGGGCAGAAAUAGCCAGGAGAAAAGAAGAAAUAAUCUCAGGUGCUAACACAGAAACAAUUCAAGCUGCUAGGGCACCCCCUUUAUCCCCUUCACCGGUACCAACACAUGAAGUAACAGCAGACGUUACACCCGGAAACACGCCUCGUCGGGUAAAUUCGACAGAUAAUACAUUACUGGUAGAACAGGUACUAGCCCUGCAACACCAACUAAAUAUUCUUCAAAAUCGUAAUCAUAGUGCACCGGAUCCAUAUAUUUCAAUUAGGGAUGCAAUACAAACAAUACCUCCAUUCGAUGGAGAUACCAACAGACUAACGACCUUCUUACAGGCAUGCUGGAAAGCCAGAGAACUAGUGUCACCCGCUAAUGAAAGAAUUUUAGUCAGAACACUAAAACAUAAAUUGACAGGCAGAGCGUAUCAAAUAAUAGCGCGAGACGAUUUUGACACAGUAUUGGAAUUAUCCGAUAAGUUGUCCUCAUUAUUUAGUUCGCUUAAAACUACAAAUCACUACCGCGGAGACCUAGCAAAUAUAUAUAAAAAACCUAGCGAGCACGUUAUGGAUUAUAUCAUCCGAGUAAAAACAUUGAAAGACGCGAUUUUAGAUAGUGAAAGGAGAAACGGUUACUACACACGGGAAUUGAUUUACAAUACAGAACUUGAAGCUUCGGAGAGUUUGAAACAAGGACUCCCUACUCUGUUCCGGAAUUCUUUAAUUCUACUAAACCCGACAGAUUUCGAAGAUACAUGCACAAAGGCCAUAAUAAUCGGGAAGCAAAUGGAAGACGAAGCUACCAGGGAUCGCCAGCGACAGCGACCACAAUCUAAUUACGUUGCUAGACCACCGAUUUGCCAAAAAUGUAACCGAGCGGGACAUACAACAGACGAGUGCACAAUUGGAACAAACCGAAUCUCUAACUACUAUAGGGAAACACCCCCAGAACGAGACAGGCAAUUCGAUAGACGCAAUGAUAGAGAUAGACAACCUGAGAGGCGCGACGAGCGACCUAACGUUGGAUUCCAGAGACCCGAACCAAAUUACGGAAACAGGCCAAUACUCACGUGCACAUACUGCAAAAAUUUAGGCCACACAAUAGACGAGUGCCGGAAAAAGAGGUAUAACGAGGAAAGUAGACAGGCGGACCGACCAGCCCCGGAAUGGUCUACCAGUACGCCCCAUACACGUGGAGAGCGAAGCGACGCUGGAGGUCACCCCGUCGUGCUCUUACACAACGCCGGCUUAGGCGACGUACCGGCAAUUAGAAUAACCUCACCAGAUCUCGCUACACCCGCAAAUUUCCUUAUCGAUACGGGUGCAGAACCCAAUAUUAUAAAAUACAAAAAUAUUUGCAACCCUGCAGGAAUAGACGGCAGUAUUAAACUUGCAAUUAAAGGAAUAACCGAAGACCUAGUACACACCCUAGGGCAAAUCGUGCUAAACAUCUCGGGAAUUCCGGUCGUAUUUCACGUAGUCGAAAACUCUUUCAAUGUAACACAAGACGGCAUCUUAGGAUCAGCCUUCUUCGCCAAAACGGGAGCAGUAAUCGAUUAUAAAGGGAACAGACUACAGCUAGAAAAUAGCGUUUUUCACUUCUUAGGAAGUACUUACAAACUCGAAGCCAGGGCGAAGCAAAUAGUAAAAAUUAAAAUUUCAAAUCCAGAAAACUUAGAAGCGGGAUAUAUACCAGAGUUACAACUCCCACAAGGGAUAUAUGCAGGGCAAGCAAUCUGCAAAGUUAUCGGGGAUCAUGCAAUCCUCCCAGUCAUAAAUACGAGAGAAACCGGAACAGACCUAGAACUUCCAGUUAUUAGAAUACGUUCAUUUUUAGAACCUCCACAAGGAAACGAGAAAACAAUCGGUGACGCCUACCCGCUCCCUAAUAUAACGGAUAUUCUGGAUCAAUUGGGUAGUGCGAAAUACUUUUCGGUUUUUGAUCUUGCCUCCGGGUUCCAUCAGAUCAAGAUGGCCAGAGAAGAUGCUGAAAAAACCGCAUUCUCAACACCCUUCGGACAUUAUCAAUUCGAACGGAUGCCAUUUGGAUUGAAGAACGCCCCCGCGACCUUUCAGAGACUAAUGGACAGAGUACUGACCGGACUACAGGGAAUAGAGAUGUUUGUUUAUUUAGACGAUAUUGUUAUAUAUGCGAGUUCACUGCAUGAACACACGCGAAAAUUCAACUUACUAAUUGACAGAUUAAGAUCAGCUAAUCUAAAAUUACAACCCGAUAAGUGUGAAUUUCUACGAAAAGAAGUAAACUACCUGGGACAUAUCAUAUCGGAAGAAGGACUAAAGCCAGACCCGAAAAAAUUAGACGCGGUUAAAAAUUUUCCAAUACCUAAAAACCCCAAAAACGUAAAGCAAUUCUUAGGUCUUGCAGGAUACUAUAGAAGAUUCAUUCAAAACUUUUCAAAAAUAGCUAAACCAUUGACGGAGCUGCUGAAAAAAGACAAAAACUUUAAUUGGACAGAAAAACAAGCAAACGCUUUCGCGAUUUUAAGAGAUAAACUUUGCGAAAAACCCAUAUUACAAUAUCCGGACUUUAACAAACCGUUCAUAGUUACGACUGACGCGUCAGGUACAGCCGUAGGAGCAGUAUUAAGCCAAGGACAAAUAGGUCAAGAUUUACCUAUAGCUUAUACAUCACGACUACUAAAUAAAGCCGAGCAAAAUUACUCCACCACAGAAAAAGUAUUAUUAGCCAUGGUAUACGCUGUAAAACAUUUUCGACCGUACCUAUAUGGGAAAACAUUCACGUUAGUCACGGAUCAUCGACCCCUGACCUGGCUUCAAUCACUGAAAGAUCCAUCUUCUCGAUUAGCACGCUGGAAGGUGCAUUUAAUGGAUUAUCAGUUCAAUAUCCAGUAUAAACCCGGAAGAAUCAACGCAAAUGCAGACGCACUUUCACGUAACCCAGUAGUCGACGAAACUUUUGCACGCGUUUUACAAAUUACGGAGGAAAUAGGAGAUCUUUUCUCCGCACCUACAGAUUACGCGCUAGCACACUGCGUAUCGGAAGAUUUUAAAAUGGGCGCCGGUAUAGCAAAGAAAUUCGCAGAAACAUUCCAGAAUCGAGAACUCUUACUACAACAACAAAUUAAAAUAGGAGGAGUAGCCAGACUAAAGGUUAAAAACAGAAACAUAUUUUAUCUUGUGACAAAAACCAAAUAUUACGAAAAACCAACGUACAAAACAGUAGAAACAGCACUACGUACAUUACGGAAAGCAUGUGAAAAAGAGAAGAUAUACAAGAUUGCCAUGCCGCAAAUAGGAUGUGGAUUAGAUGGAUUAAACUGGGGAAGAGUCAAGGGACUCAUCUCAACUAUACUCCCGGCCCCUUUCCUUGUCAAAAUAUACAAAUUAUCAGAGGAAGAGCUCUCAGAAUCCGACGACGGAAUAUUCGAGACACCCCAACCAUCAGAUAGAGAGGUAACAUGCGAAGAAACACCCCAGAAACAAGAGACACCACAACCAACACCGAAAGAAGAAUUAAAAAGCAAAACUCCUUGUAAUAGCAUCGACGAAUCCGAAAUAGAGGAAUAUUACAGUGUAGAUAACGUUAACUCCGGAACCACAGACACCCAAGAAACACAGGAUGAGACAUCCGAAGAUUCGGACUCAGAUGAUGAGAUAUUUAGUAAUGAAGAAGGAAUACCCCGACCGAAUGAGGAAACUCCCUACGAGGAGGUGAGAGACAGAUUGAGUAUGCAUAAAGGAAAUUGUGUGUUCUUCAUAACGCAGCGCGGAGAACCAUUGGACGAAGGAGCUAAAGACCUAGAAAAUACAAAGAAACUCCCAGAAUUUACGCACAUAAAUUUAGCACGAGCAAAGGUACACCAAGUUGGGAAUAGGUAUUUUAUCGGACUACCUAUAAAAGAGGGAAUAAAAACACAGUUAGAUAACGAAGUUUUCGACGAAACUAUAACAUCACUACAAAACGUAAUAACAGAACUAAAUCUUACAGAAAUCGGGAUUGCGAAAACAAUUAGAAUUGACAAUCUAUGCUGGAAGGAAAUCAUUCGUAAAUUGAAAAUUCAGCUUGUGGAUAUUAGAUGCAAGGUAACGGUAUAUCAACAACUCGUAAAAUUAGCUAGUGAACAGGAAAUCCCUAGCAUUAUACAGGAAAACCACGAAAGCAGCGUCGGAGGACAUACGCAAGAAUUAGGCAACGAUACUUUUGGCCAGGGAUGAAGAAGCAGGUU